AUGAAAGUUAAUUUAGAGAAGUCUAAGUUUUUUAAAGAGGAAACAGAAUUUUUGGGAUUUGUUGUAUCAGGAAAGGGGCUUAAAACAUCACCCGACAAGGUGAAAGCUAUUAUGGAAUACGAAGAACCGAAAACCAUUCGCGGUCUUAGAGCGUUUUUGGGUUUAACGGGUUACUAUAGAAGAUUUAUCAAAGGGUAUGCCGAUAUUGCGAAGCCUCUAACAAGGUUUCUAAGAGGGGAAAAUGGUAACGUGAGCGCAAGUCAGUCUAGGAAGAUACCCGUUGAAUUAGACAUAGAGGGGCGUGCGGGAUUUGAGAAGCUAAAAGAGAUUCUGGCAUCUGAGGAAGUUAUACUUCACUAUCCAGACUUUAAUAAGCCAUUUGAUUUGACGACCGAUGCAUCAUCACAAGCUAUUGGUGCGGUCUUAUCACAAAACAAUCGCCCGAUCACAUUUGUGUCAAGAACACUGUCUAAAACUGAGGCCAACUAUGCAGUGAACGAAAAAGAACUACUAGCUAUAUCGCAAGAUACUACGAAUAUAGCUGAGGCUUCUAGUGUGCCGGCUAACUUCGCCGUUGGACCUGAUUUCACCGCCGCUGCCAUAUUAUCUGGAGCUCUUACAUCUGCUAAUCGGGUGCAUUCCAUGUCACCUAAUCAAAUACCGCUCCAAGAUAAUCGGACAACUAGCCCCGCUAACUCCAUAAGCUCAAUCAGAUCGCAAGGGCUUCGUCGCCGGGCCGAACUGCUGCAUGAGCAGAGCGAAAUCUUAAGGCAAAAGGAGGCUCUACUAAGAGAGCAGCACAGCUUUCUGGAUCGUAUUGACACAAUGGGUUUCGACGAUGACCUAGAUGAAAGGCAAUAUACAAUGCGUAGGCCUUCGACCUCAGUGCGGGCAGCACCAAAUACAACUCAAACAAUGCAGCUACCUCCUAGUUUGGUUGCACCAUUCAUUAUAGCUGCUUCUGCUGCAAAUCCACCUGUACUUCAAGGAGUUCUUCCACACGACACCGCCGUUUUAAGAACAUCAACUGUUCGACAUCUAGUGGGUGAUCUGUCAGCAUCUGUCUUCAAUCCUUAUUGGACACAAUACACGCAAACAACUUUUCCCAUAGCCGGGCACGUUAAUAGCUUAUCCUUCGGUGCUUCGGCUUAUCGCCGACUGACCAGAGACCAGGUCGCUUCUCGCAAAAGCCUUGCUACAGAGCUGCCCAAAUUUGAUGGCAAGCCAAGCGAGUGGCCGUUGUUUUACGCUAUUUAUAACCAAUCGACAGAGGUUUGUAGAUUCUCUGAAGAUGAGAAUCUGCUAAGACUGCGGCAAGCAUUGGUAGGUACAGCACGCAAUGCAGUUAAAAAUCUAUUGUUGCAAUCCUCAUGCGUGCUCCAAAUUAUCGCUACCCUUCAAAUGCGAUUUGGGCGACCAGAAUUGAUUAUCAGCGCUCUGCAGCAACAAAUUUGUAAACUGCCGUCACCGUCAGAAAGCCAGCUCGAAUCGAUUGUCGACUUCGCGGUAGAAGUGCAAAAUAUCUGUGCAACGAUGUCGGUAUCAGGCCUGACUAGUCAUUUGAACAAUCCCGAGUUUGAACAGAGGCUGGUUUCGAAACUGCCUGGGCUUUUACCAGUAUAUUGGGGAAUGCAUAAACGAAGCUUAGCGGUCUGUAAUUUACAACAUUUCAGCGAUUGGCUUUUCCAGCUAGGCCAAGGGGCUAAUUGCGUUCUCGUUCCAAAGGAGUCGCCAAAAGUAUGCAAACGCGGCGCGAUUAAUCAUCAUUCUAAUUCGGUAAGAUGUAUCGUCUGCGAAGAAAAUUGCAGUGAUGUCUCUAAUUGUACCACGAAGUCAAAAGUGGCAGGUAGUUCGCAAGUUGAAAGUUGA
Rhagoletis zephyria (snowberry fruit fly) is the source of this 1869-nucleotide messenger RNA. RefSeq lists its product as uncharacterized. NCBI's taxonomy places the organism in Eukaryota, Metazoa, Arthropoda, Insecta, Diptera, Tephritidae. The record is from RefSeq and is a predicted model, not a curated record.